CUCUAAUUUCUUUUGCUUCAAAAAUAAAGAUUUCCAAGUAGAGCUGUAAAUUCAGAGUCUGGAUAAAUAGCUAUAUGGGUUGGUUUUAGUUAACUGCAAUCUACAUUGCAGAAGUCUGCAAAUAUUUUUCGCACAGCUAGCUACGUAUAUCUGCUUCAAAAUCGUUAAUAUAAAAAAUGGAACUUCAGGAGGACACUGUAUGUCAGGAGAGAUGGUGUGAUGCUCAGGUUGGGGGUGAAUCCGUCUGUGACGGUUCUAAUUUGUGUUUGCCGCUCCAUUCUGGCGAUCAUGCAGACGACGAUAGUAUUUUCAUUACCUCUCUCACACCACCACUACCCUCACCACCCAAUUUACAUGCAGAAAAAAAUCCGGAGACAGAUGGAGAUUAUGCAUCAACAGUAGUGAUUUCAGACACCCCAUCUGAUGUGCUCCUAGGGAUGAACGAAGAUCCGCUAUGGAUGUCCAAGGCAGUGGCAGUGUGGCCUGUCAGUGCCACACCUCAGAAGUGCUGUCUUUGCGGUAAAGUUUUUGGCUCGGUUAGUGGCCUCCACAAACACCAGCUUACUCAUCUGCAAGACAGACCACACGAGUGCCCAGUCUGCAAACGGGGAUUUAAGCGCAGUGAUCAUCUAAAUGUCCAUCUUUUGACACAUCAGAAGAGGAAGCAGUUUAGAAGCAGUAAGCCAGCCUUUCAGAAGAGCUAUUGUGACAACCAGCCAUUGAAAUACCACCUUGUACCAAGCCCUUCUGCAAGCACUUUCUGUGAUCUUUCCAAGACCAGUCCAACCCAGUGGAAGGGUCGGUUUGCAGAUGGAGACCCAUUAUUGGGUAAUUUAACAGAUGGCACCAAUUAUCACUCCAUUUAUCUCUCUCCGCCCAAACCAGCGUCUGACACUCAACUCUGCGGCACUGGUUCUGCAUGUUUAAACAGCUGUGGCGAUUAUACCAGCUUUGUUUCUUUAGGUGACUCUGGGGCAAUGAGUUUCUCAAGGUCAAGUGUAACCGAGGUGCUGGAUCCUUGGAGCCAAGGUGAAAAUAGAGGCCUCUGUGAUGGUGAUGAUGAUGAGCCAAACCCACCUUUAGUGACAUGUGCUGCUCCCAAGCAGAACCCUGACAAGAAGCCAGAAUCCAACACCUUUGUAGGGCCUCAGUAUGGGGAAAGUGACGUGAAUAUCCCUGUAUCAAAAUUUCAAGCCCUUGAAGAGAUUCUGUUGUUUCAACCCUUUAUGGAGGAACAGAGUUUAGGAGAGAAUAUUCCUGCAGAGUCAGCAUCUCCUAAAAGACUCACGCAGAGUCGUUCUGCCAUUAUGUUUAAGCAAGCACCAUAUCAGUCUAAGCAGGAGUUUAAGAAACUGUCCCUUUUGGAGCCUCAGCCUCAUUCAUUUCCUGUCCUCAAAGGAUCUGCUUUUUCAGAAACGAUGUCAGCUCCAAAUUCCAUGCCUGAUAAUAUGGACGACCCUCUUCUUAACUAUUCUGACCAAGCACAGUCUGCCCACGGUCACAUCCCAGUUAUGCUACCCUCUGUUCUUGCUUCUUCCUACUCCUGUGAAAUGGUACCACCAGAAGCUCCCUCUGCCAAAUCCCCAAAGAAAGACAGCAGGAAGAGGGCAAGGAAGACAAAAGUCAAAGAGACCAAUCUUCUAGCCCCGCCCCAUCCGCUCUCUCGUCCAGACGUGCAUUAUGCUUCCCGACGCCCACGGUUGCAUCCUCUGCAACUCAUUUCCCCAAGUCAGGUGGCCUUGGCCUCUUUCAGUGCCAUAAGCGCUGCUGGAUUGACCUCUUGUGUGCCCUUCAAGGUGAAUAACUCAGCAGGGGAUCAACUAGACACUUGUAAUAGCGAGCAAGCUCUUCCCCAACCUUCAGAAGACAGCAUCCAGAACUUUCCACUAGGUGAACCUAGCUGGACUAGUGCUAAAGAGGGUUUUACUGAUGAAAUGCAGGGUAAGAAAAUGGGUUCAGAAGCAGGACAUUUGCAGGUGCAGAAGGCCCCAUGUGUGGAUGACAAGAUUUCUGUGAUGCCCCUGGUUAUUCCUGUAUCAGUUCCAGUUUCAGAGAGGACACAGGAAGGAAAAGGACUUGGCAGUACAAGGGCUUCAAAGAAGUCUCCUAACCUUAAAUUCCAGAAGACGCUGUUUAUCCCCAGUCCCACCGGCCCGCGUAGCUCCAUGCCGCGUGACUUUGCGGGGGACACCGUGAUUGGCCAGCAGUGGUGGGCAGCCGGUGCCUACCCCAGUCAGCUGCGCUCCCCUGUCUACUUGGGCGAGCACCUCCUGAACCCCAGCUUUGAGCCCCCACCUUACACACCCCCGCCCAUGCUGAGUCCGCUCCGCCCUGGCACCGGGCUCUACUUCAGCACCCUGCCGCCCUCACAGCCCUGCCCCCCCCCUCCUCCUCCUCCUAGCACUUACACAGCUACCCUGGACAUGGCCGAUGGGAUCUCUCUUGUGAUGGAUGACACUAUUGUCACUAUAGAACCGAGAAUCAAUGUGGGUUCUCAGUUCCAAGCAGAGAUCCCUCCACUGCAAAAUCUGCUGCUAAUCCUGUAUGAUGAGCAUCCAGCACAGCUGGUCUGGGCCCCCUGGGGGGAUAUCGAUAGCAAUACAGAAACAGAGAAAAGAGUGACGGCCCUGCUGGACUUGUCAUGUUCCAGUGUGUUACCAGGAGGGGGCACCAACACAGAAUUGGCUCUGCAUUGCUUACAUGUGGGACAGGGAGAUGUCCUGGCUGCCCUGGAGUUACUUUUAAUCAAGGAAGACUACCUUUCUUCUUCCUAUCCCUUACGAAAUUACCACUAUUCAGGCUCAGAUUGUUGGAGUCCUCAGGAAAAAAGACUGUUCUGUAAAGCUCUGGUGACCCACGGCAAGAACUUCCAACUCAUUCAAAAUAUGUUGCAGAACAAGUCUGCAGCACAGUGUGUGGAGUAUUAUUAUGCCAUGAAGAAACUACAAAAAUUCAAGCAGCGAAUCCAAGGGGCAGCAAGGAAAGAUCGAUUUACAGAACCUAAAAUGGAAUUGCCUGGAGGCCAAGUGGAGUAUUCCGUUAAACAUGGAGCCCCCCAAAAACACUUAAGUCCAACAGGAGCUCAGGUUUUGCCAGCCAGUCAUAUUGAGUUGAAGUACAUCUGUGAGGUGUGUGGCCGGGGCUUUGAGAAGAUUAAAAGUCGCAGCGCCCAUAUGAAGACUCACCGGAACCAAGAAAGGGCGUUUCGAGGUAGCAACAGCUUGCCUAGUUGCUAUUCAGGAGAGGCUGGGCUAUGGUCAGGUCUGGAGAGCAGAAGCUCCUUUCAUUUUCAUAGUUAAGGCAAAUUAAGGCCUGGCACACGUUCAAGAUGUAACUGUUUGCAAAGAUUAGCACGGUCUCUUAUCUCCCUCACACUGGUAAACAAUACAAAGGAUCUGAAUAUUCUGAAUAAUAUUUGAAACUAUGUAGAAGCAGGGUAAGUGACAGAAACAGAAUUUGGUGCAUGCUAUAAUCCAUAUCUAUUCCGACCCACAUUUGAAGAUGAAGAAGUCUAACCAGAUCAACAUGGUAAUUCCUUCAUACCCAUGUUACUAUGACGAAGUGCACCUUUGUGAGCACAAACCAGAAUCUGGCCAUAAUUCUGGUAAAAUUUAAAGAAAAUGAUCUGAUUACAAUGCCUCCCCAUUGUUUGCCAUUUUUAUUGUCUAAUAUAACAAUGCUGUUUAGUGUUGUAGUUUGUUCAUGUUAUGAAAACAUUGUUUUUGGCCUUUUUUCAAAUUACAGCUCUUAAGAUUUCUCCAGGGUCCCAUUAUCUUAGUGAUAAAUGUAUAACAAAUUAAUAUGUCAUUUAAGAUGUGAUUAAGAUUUAAGAAAUAAACAUUUUUGUAAUAUGCAUAUCCAUAAAUAUGAUUUAACAUAAUACCAUUUCAUAUUUCUGUAAAAAUUUGAACUGUGGUCUUUGUAGGCCUCACCUGGAUACCUCUCAUCUAAAGGAAGUUUUAAAUUCCUGAAGGAGAACAUAUGUUCAGUGCGGUUUGCUACUUUAAAUGUGUUGAUUAUUAUGUAAACCUGUUAUUAUUAUUCAUUGUUCUCUGAAAACAAAUAAAUAACAGAAUGUCUGUC
Paramormyrops kingsleyae is the source of this 4083-nucleotide messenger RNA. It is a transcript of the gene znf541, whose product is annotated as zinc finger protein 541. Gene Ontology annotation, biological process: negative regulation of DNA-templated transcription; regulation of transcription by RNA polymerase II. The record is from RefSeq and is a predicted model, not a curated record. NCBI's taxonomy places the organism in Eukaryota, Metazoa, Chordata, Actinopteri, Osteoglossiformes, Mormyridae. Gene Ontology annotation, molecular function: transcription corepressor activity. Gene Ontology annotation, cellular component: transcription regulator complex; histone deacetylase complex.